AUGCGCGGGGCGCGGGGGAGCAUCGAGCGCAACGCGAACGCCGUCGGCGGAAACCUGGAGCGCGCCAUCCGCAUUGCGCGCGGAAACCGCCAAUUGCCCGCCUAUCUCCUCUUCCUCGUCGCGCUGAUCUCCCUAUCGGUCCUUAUUUCCCAGUCCUCUGAUUGGACGCCGUCCGCGGUCUUCGACAACGCCGAUUCGAUAACGCGCCCUCCCUUCUCCCCUCCCUGCUCCCAUCCCUGUCCCCCUCCUCUAUCCCCUUCCCCUCCCUGCUCCCCUCCUGCCCCCUUCCUGCCCCACCUGCCCCCUUCCUGCCCCUCCUGCCCCCUUCCUGCCCCUCCUGCCCCCUUCCUGCCCGCUUGCCUUGCCCUCUCCUCUCCCCGCUCUAGCUAUCUCUCCACAUCCCUCCUCUUUCCCCACCCACCUCCCCUUCACCCCACUACAGGGCUUCAGGGCAGUCGUCCCGUCCGCCCAUCUCUCCACUCUCAUCGCUCCGUAACUCUCUCCCCUGCCCUGGGCCCACUUGAUUUCCCUCUUUUGCCCCCCCCCCGGAUCUACCUCCCCUCCCCCGCCCGCCCACCUCCCCUUCACCCCACUACAGGGCUUCAGGGCAGUCCCUCCAUUUCCCCGUCUCCCCUCCCCCACCCACCUCCCCUUCACCCCGCUACAGGGCUUCAGGGGUGUCGUACCAUCCGCCCAUGUCCCCACUCUCAUUGCUCCCAAGUGUACGUCUCAAAUGUCGUACCAUCCGCCCAUGUCCCCACUCUCAUUGCUCCCAAGCUCCCUCUCUCUUGCCCUGGGGCCCCUUUCUCUCCCUCUCUCUUGCCCUGGGGCCCCUUUCUCUCCCUCUCUCUUGCCCUGGGGCCCCUUUCUCUCCCUCCUCUUGCCCUGGGGCCCCUUUCUCUCUUGCCCUGGGGCCCCUUUCUCUCUUGCCCUGGGGCCCCUUUCUCUCCCUCUGCCCCCUGUUUUUCUCUGCCUCCUCUCUGCCUCCUCUCUGCCUCCUCUCUCCUCCCCUCUCCUCCCCUCUCCUCCCCUCUCCUCCCCUCUCCUCCCCUCUCCUCCCCUCUCCUCCCCUCUCCUCCCCUCUCCUCCCCUCUCCUCCCCUCUCCUCCCCUCUCCUCCCCUCUCCUCCCCUCUCCUCCCCUCUCCUCCUCUCUCCUCCCCUCUCCUCCCCUCUCCUCCCCUCUCCUCCCUUCUCCCAGCCACCUGCCCUUCACGCCACUACAGGGAUUCAGGGCAGCAGCCCCAUCCGCCCAUCUCGCCACUCUCAUCGCUCCCAAGCUCCCUCUCCCCUGUUCGCUUUGGCUUCCUUUCUCCCUCCAUUUCCCCGUCUCCCCUCCCCCACCCACCUCCCCUUCACGCCACUACAGGGCUUCAGACCAAUCUCCCCAUCUGCCCAUCUCUCCACUCUCAUCGCUCCCAAGCUCCCUCUUUCUUGCCCUCUUCCCCUUUUCUCUCUCCCUGCCCAUUCUGUCUUCCCCCCCUCAGCCACCUCCCAUUCACGCCGCUACAGGCAUUCAGGGCAGCAGCCCCAUCUGCUCAUCUCCCCACUCUCAUCGCUCCCAAGCUCCCUCUCCCCCACCUCCCCUUCACUCCCUUACAGGGCUUCAGGGCAGCAGCCACAUCCGCCCAUCUCGCCACUCUCAUCGCUCCCAACCUCCCUCUCCCCUGCUCCCUUUGACUCCCUUUCUUCCUCCAUUUCCCCGUCUCCCCUCCCCCAGCCACCUCCCCUUCACGCCACUACAGGGCUUCAGGACAGUAGCCCCAUCCGCCCAUCUCUCCACUCUCAUCGCUCCCAAGCUCGAGCCAGCAGCAGCGCUGGCAGAGGGGGUGAGGAGGGACGUGCAACUUAUUAUCCGGAAUCUCACUUCCUCUACGGAUUUUGGGUUUGCUUCCUGUGACGCACCAGAGGGGGCGGUGAGUUCUGGUGGUGGUGAGUGGUUGGCAGUGGUGUGGAGAGGGGGCGUCGCUCCCACGCAACUGGACUCUGCUGCCCAUGCGGAAGGAGCUCCAGUGGGAGACAAGGUGCUGGACUUGAAGCGAUGUCUGCUGAAGCGUCUACCAGAGCUGAACCUUCUCUACAUCUCAACGGACGAGCGCUCCCCAGGCUUCUUUGACCCCCUUAAAGACCCUCUUCCUUCUGCUACCUCCUCUGCUGUUGCAUUUCCUGCCAGUCUCCUCAAGCGUCUACUGGAGCUGGUUCAGCCUGGUAGAUUCCUCUACAUUUCAACGGACGAGCGUUCUCCGGGUUUCUUCGACCCCCUAAAAGAAAAGUUCAACGUUCGGAUGCUCGGGGAUUUCAAGGACUUAUGGGCACCGGGGAGUGCGUGGUAUCAAGUCUACUCGGACAUGCUGGGGAAGGAUGUUACUUUCGACUCGUACAUGGAGGUAUGCUGUGUGGUGGUGUGCGGUGGUAAGUGGUGGGAUGCAGUGGUCUACUCGGACAUGCUGGGGAAGGACGUCACCUUUGACUCGUACAUGGAGGUCUACUCGGACAUGCUGGGGAAAAAUGUGGAGUUUGACUCGUACAUGGAGGCAAUGGUGGACUAUGAGGUUACAAGGCUGGCUCAAAAGGCCAUUGAGACGUUCAACGACCUCACCAGUGAUCCUAGGGAUGGCAUGCAAUCAUGA
Messenger RNA from Closterium sp. NIES-65, 2628 nucleotides. The record is from the annotation of a GenBank genome assembly. NCBI's taxonomy places the organism in Eukaryota, Viridiplantae, Streptophyta, Zygnematophyceae, Desmidiales, Closteriaceae.